Molecule: messenger RNA, 6983 nt
Organism: Pelmatolapia mariae (spotted tilapia)
Lineage: Eukaryota; Metazoa; Chordata; Actinopteri; Cichliformes; Cichlidae
Gene: pogzb
Product: pogo transposable element derived with ZNF domain b
Exons: 19
Coding region: 335-5974 (1879 amino acids)
Source: RefSeq, a predicted model, not a curated record
UGGCGCCCUGGCCCGAGCGUGGCGGCGGUCCUGGCGCCUGUCGGCCUCCCCGCUGACCGGCCGCGGUGCCCGCUGACCCCCGGCCCGGGUAUCCGGGUCUGCCCGCCUCUAGCAUGAUAGCCGCGGCUCGGUUCAGCUCCUCCACAAAGAUUCCACUGACCAAUGAGCUGCAGGGCCGCCUGAACAGGAAGUGACGUAUCUGUGCGGACCAAUCGGCGGUUGUAAAACGGCAGCGGGCGGAAGGCCCGCCCCCUGACUGUCGAACCGGAGCGCGCCUCGAGAAGAGCCGUGCGAACCCGUCCGAGCUCCGCGGUGCCGCUCCAGUUUCAGCAACAUGGAUACAGAGUUGUUUAUGGAGUGUGAGGAGGAGGAGCUGGAGCCAUGGCAACAGGUGGAUGACAGUGUGGAGGAAGAUGACAUGGACUUCAUGGACAACUACGGAGAGCCAGUGGAGGAUUCUCCAUCUCCACUCCCAGUCUCUGAGACUCCACCUCCAAGGACCCCCCCACCCAUCACACCUGCUGCAACAGCUUCAUCACCUGCCCAGGUCGCCUCCUCUUCCUCUGUGAUACCUCCUCCCUCUAUCGUUACCACCUCCUCCUCUGCCCCGCGCCUCCCUGUUGCCUCCACGGCCCCGCCCCUGAUGGCUCAAGCUCCACCACUCAUCCUGACUCAGACAGCGGGUGGAACGUUCCUACUUCCAGCGGCCACCGGCACCGGCAGCAGCCAGCCCAUCCUGCUCACCACUACACGGGGUUUCCCGGUGCAGACGGUAGUGAACCCCGGCGCUCCUCUGGUUCUGAACCUGCAGCCGGGUCAGACGGUGCAGCCGCUCACGCUCAUCCAGUCCCCGUCGCUGGGUCAGCUGGUUCGGCCCAGUGUGGGCGUGUCGCCGGUCAGGCCAGGCCCCGCCCCCUCAGGAGGUCCCGCCCAGCCCGCCUCGACCUUCACUGCCAUGCAGCUGCCCGCCACGCUGACAAUUCGCACCAGCACACCAGCACCCGUUAACCUCCAGGUGACCCAAGUGGGCGGAGCCAAUACACUGAAGGUGGCUGGGUCCCCCGCCCUCCCCUUGGGUUCAGCCAAUGGCGUCACCAGAGCCACUCCCAUCAGCAGCGCCGCUCGCUCCGCCCCUUCGACUGUCAGCACAAACUCGGCUGACUCCACCCGUGUGGUGAUGAGCGUGGAGGAGUUUUAUUAUGGCACAUUUGAAGGUGAUCUGAGUCUGAGGAAGCCCCUCCCACUGGGAAUCAAAACCUCCACCUUCACCUGCCAGAUCUGCUCUCACCUGUCAGAGAAUAACCUGAGGUUGAUGCAGCACAUGCUCCAGCACUCAGAGCUGAUUAAUGGCGGCGGCGAUGAUGACAGGAAGUGCUGCAGGUUCUGUUACCGUCAGUUCUCGUCUGACGCUCAGCUGCAGAGCCACGAGGACCAGGUGCACGGCCCCACCCUCUCCUCCUGUAUGUGUCGUAUCUGUGAGUGGGCGUUUGAAAGCGAGCCGCUCUUCUUAAACCACAUGAAGUCCAACCACAAACCGGGUGAGAUGCCUUACGUUUGCCAGGUGUGUUCGUAUCGCUCGUCCUUCUACUCAGAUGUCCUGCAGCACUUCGCCAGCUUCCACAGAGACUCGUGCUUCCUGCUCUGUGUUUUCUGUCUGAAAGUGACCAGAAAUCCCGUCAGCUACCGGCAGCACCUGCUCAAACACCAGAUAAACCAGGCCUUCCACUGUAACAGGUGUCGUCUGCAGUUUGUUUUCCUCAAAGACAAGAUGCAGCACAAACUGGAAAACCACCGCAGCUUCCGCCGCCCGCCUCAGCUGGAGGGCCUGCUGCCGGGGUCAAAGGUGACCAUCAGGACCUAUGGCAAGAUGAGGCCCUCAGUGACAUCAGGAGGAAGCCGCCUCCUUCAGAACCCCGCCUCCCUCAUCCAGCCAAUCAACAUCAAGAUGGAGCCACAGAGGUCUCUGAUCCAGAAGAACCCCACGGUGUCAAAAUUACCGCGGUCCCCAACCAAGAAGCUGGGCAGCCGUCGAAUCCAUGGCAACAGGAGGUCAGGUGAUGACGACAGGUUGGUGUGUUUGGAGUGCGGGACCGACGCCUCGGAUUUCUCCGCCCACUAUCCGACUCACGUCCACUGCCUGCUGUGCCCCUACAGCAGCUGCUGCUCCCGGGCCUAUGCUGCUCACAUGAUCAACCACCACGUCCCGCGCUCCAAAGACAAAGCCGUCCCCCUGCACAGGCUGCCUCCUCCAUGCCCGUUCCACCUGCAGUGCUUCAGGUGUGAGUUCAGUUCUCAGACGGCUGACCUGAUGGCCAAUCACCUGCUGAUGAACCCAGAGCAUCACAGCGCCACCUGCAGGAUCAGGACCUAUGUUGAACCGGACAUCCAGUUCUGCCACAGUGAGGAGCCACAAUCUUCAGAGGGAAGGGAUCUAGACCAGAACAAGGACUUUCCUGACCCCUCCUGGAAGUCAGCAGAUGGUUGGAAACAGCCAGCAGGGGUUAACGAUGCCUACUCUUCCAUCCGCCCCUUCACGCAGAACAGUGGCCCUCACCACUUCCUGUCCAAGAGCAGCGACGCCAUCGACUACUUCAGCCUGGUCUUCCCAGCAGCACUCAUCGAGCUGAUCACCAGUGAGACCAACGCCCACGCCAAAACUUGCCGUUUCCUCAGCAACGCCUGCCUUGACUGGAUUCCCGUCACCACCCACGAGAUCAAAGGUUUCAUCGGCCUGGUUAUUCUGAUGGGCAUCCAAAACCUUCCCGACCCGUCGCACUACUGGUCCUGGAGUCACUAUGACAACAGCUACACUUUCUAUCGAGCAAUGAGCUUUAAACGCUUCAAGCAGAUCGCCACUAACAUCCGCAUGGGCAGCUUUACCACAGACGAGUACCGUGGCACCAGCAAUCCCAGCGAUUCGAUACACAUCUUCAGGGCGAUGCUGGAAAUCCUGAGCAAAGCCAUGUGGAAUGCCUACCGGCCGAACUGCUGCCUAACCAUCGACAGGGCGCUGCUGCCCAGCCUAGAAGAGGGCAGCAGCCAAACCAAAGGGAACCCGAAGACUCAACCUCAGGUCUGGCUGCUCUGUGACUCCAAGUCUGGUUACUGCCACCGUCUCUUCAUACAGAUGGGGGUUAAGGCGGGUCAGGAUCCAGGCUUCACCGUAGUGCCGGAACUGGUGAACGGUCUGGAGGGAAAACACCACCAGCUCUACCUUGCUAACUCGCUCACGUCUGUUCCACUUAUGCAGAAGCUUCUGGAUCAGGGCAUUUAUGCCUCCAGCUCCUUCCCUCCUCCCAGCCCCAUCCUACCCAGGGAGCUGUGGGAGGAGGGCAAGCUAGAGAAACCAGGGGACUUCCUACAAAGACAGUUUGGCCCCCUGCUAGCCACUCGCUGGAGGGAUACCAAGGAAAUGGGGUGUCUAUCAACAAAUGCAACUCCAAAUGAGCCAGAUACUGUUUGGAGAAGGUCUCAGACCAAAGUAGGUGGACUGGACCCCAUCGACCGCCCCAUGGCCUUCCGCUUGUUGCAGGAGAACAUGCGGGGUGUCGACAUCUGCAAGCAGCUGCUGGCGUGCAACCCGCUGGGAGGGGUCCCUCAGGACCGUCACUGGCGCAGCCUCUUCUGGUUCCUGAUCAACCUGAGCAUCGUCAACGCCUUCAUUGUGCUGCGUGAGAGCCGCAAAGAGAACCCUCCCGCCUGGGUGCAGGAUGGUCUUUUUACUCAGGUGAAUUUCCGCAAGCGUUUGGGCAAUCAGCUCGCCAAGUGUGCCCAGAAAUACUUCGAGACAAUGGAGAUUGCGACGUCGCGCGUGACAAGGAACGAGGUUGCAGAGGAGCCGGUCAAACAAAGGCACAGGAUGACGAAGAUCAGCAAUGUCUCCAAGAGGUGCAAGAACUGCAACUUGAAGAACAUCCGCCACGAGAGCGUGUAUGGCUGCAUCGUCUGCAAAGCCAACCUGUGCAAACAGCCAAGCUGCUUCUGGGAAUAUCACGGCUUGUCGUCUCUAAACAAAGGAUCAAUCAAAGUUGGGUUUCUCAAAGACAGAAUAAGCGGAGCGAUUGAGGUGGACGAGGUUUUGGACAGUGUGGACGAGACGAUGGGCCCUGUGGAGGACCUGGACUUUUCCGAUGAUGAGAGACUGGACGACCUGGAUGACGCUGAAGAAACUGAAGAGGUUAAGGAAGACUUUAUCAAAGAUGUGAAACAUCCAGACUUUCAUAUGCCAUCAACAGCAAACGGCCAUGCCCAACCACCGGCCAUUGCACCUGCCUCUAAAGAGCGUGAGGAUUCCCUGACCGCCCGUCAGCUGAGGAUUGCCCUGUUCGCUCUGUGUGAUGGACUCCGCCAGGCCUCUCGCGUCUUUGCAAGCGAGGCUCCGCUUAUCCGAUCCUGGCUGAAAGAGGCCCGGAAGCGGCUAAAGGAAACUGAGCAGGAGCAGAAGGUCCAAACCAAUGGUGCGGAUCGUAUGGUGGCCUGGGUGCUAUCCAUGCGUGAACAGCAGCUUCCUAUCACAGAGAGCAACCUCUUCCACAAAGCCUCCACCCUCAAGAAGAAAGGAGGUUUUAGUGACUCCUUCCGCAUCUCUUACGACUGGGCGGUGAACUUCAUGCUGGAGCACCGACUUGGUGUGCAGAGUUCUGGCAGGGCUGCGACACUGGAUCGCAUCCUGCCGCCUUUUCUGGAAGCCAAAGUAAAGACCUUCAGGGAGUUUACCCAGAAGAUCAUCCAGACCCACAAGCUGACAAAGAGCACCGUUGCCGCGAUGGAUGAGCUUUGCAUCUUUGUGGACUUGAGGUUGGUUCAGGAGAAGUCUCGCCGCUCAGAGGCCUUGGAAUUCACAGGGUCUUUGCCUCUGCUCACCGCGUACCUGACGGUGCUGGCUGACGGCACCAUGCUACCUGCUCUGGUGCUGGGAAACAGGAAGCUCAAUGAAAGAGACCUGCCAGAGUUCGUUUUGCUGGAGGCCAGUCCAGAAGGGCUGUCGGUGGAGGAAGCGUUGGACCUCUGGAUUAAUAAGGUGUGGCUGCGCACCGGCCCGGCUCAGCAUAGUAAGUCAGUGCUGGUCCUGGACCGGCAUCGGGAGCACCUGGGAGAUCAUUUCCUCACCUCCAUCAGCAGCUCAGGGACUCUGCCAGCGGUCAUCCCUGGUGGGUGUUCCUUCUGUCUGCAGCCGCUGGAGAUCUGCGUGAAGCCGGUGCUGCAGCGCUUCCUGCUGUCACGCUGGUCAGAGUUCACUGCCAGGAAUCCAAUGGAGAUCAAGGAGACAUCACCCCAGUCCCUCCAAGCAAACGUGGGUCAGGUGUUAUUUGACUGGUUGGUCGAGGCUCUGACACACCUGAAUAAAGUCCCACAGCUUUGGAAGAAGUCGUUUGACCUGACGGGUCUCCUGGUGGGGCCCAACGAGGAGAACGUGGAAUUGGACAACAGAACAACAGCUGAUAAAAGAGGCGGGAUUCAGUCCGAGCUACUGAAGAUGCUGACGGAGAUCCUGCUUGGUGCUGAAGCUUCAGAGACAGAGUCUCCAGAUCUGCUGGAACUGGAGGAUGAAGAGGACUCAGAGCAGGAGGAACAAGCUGUGAAAGAAGAAGAGACAUCAGAAGAGAAUCAGGAGGACAAAAAAGAUGAAGAGAAGAAAGAGGACAGGGAAGAGACAGGGAAGGAGUCAGAACAAAGGGAGCAGAUGGAGGAGGAAGGGAAAGAAGCGGAGGAGAAAGGUAGGACAGAGGAGGAGAUGGUGGAAGAUGAGGAGGCAGACGGGAAGAGCAGUGAGGAGAAACAGGAGGUUAAAACAAUAGAGGAGGACAGUGAAGAAGAGGGCAAGGAGACAGAAGAGGAUAGGAAGGAGGUGAGCAAGGAGAGAAGGGAGACCAGGAUAGUGAUUGGCGAGGAGGUUGGGGAUGAGUGGAAGAUAACAGUGAAGAGCCGGGCCGAGGCCAACGGCGAGGAGGGCAGCAGGAAGGAGGAAAGCUGAACAAGGUGGAGGUCCACAGGCUUGACUUUGCACCAUCUCUUAACACUACAGGAGGACGGUCUGGGGGCGGAACCUGUCGGUGCUAGCACACCUGUCAAGGUAUCGACUGUAAGCUACUGCAGCUGUGUGCUAACAUUACAGGCACUGGGGGUUUCGGGGCAAACCGGGGUACAACAGUGGAAACGGCUCUUUGAUCGUUCCGUUCUGUUUCUUUUAUUUGAGCGCCAUCUAGCAGACAACAGGGGAACUGCACCCCGUUCGUGUGAACCAUGCGGACGGAUGGGAACAUUUUUGCUUCGUUUGUUAUUUUUGGUAAUAAAUGAACCUUGAAGGUUUGAGUUUUACACAGAAAGGGAUCGUGGAGUGGCCGAGUCACCGCUCAUGUUUUUAUAUUUACGGUCAGAUUUGUUUCCAGACCAGCCAAUCAGGAUCCAUCUCCAUCUGCUCUCAAAGUAAGGUCUGUUUCAUAAAAGGUUAAAAACCUCUCAGAAGUUCCUGCGUCCAGGUCGACUCGUUGGGCCAAUGUGAUCCUCCAGGAAAACUGACACGGAAAUGUGCUAACAAACCGAAACGGUCACAAAAAAACGACCACAGGUGAAAACGUCGUGUGAGGUGCAGAUUCAUCACCGCAUGCAGAAAGUGAGCGUGUUCUCUAACGUGAUCGAACGGUUCAGUCAUUAAAAUGAGCAGCAGUGGACCUCCGCCUCGAUGGCAUCAUCAUACCAAAAACUCCACCCGUGUUCGGAGCAUGAGUCGAGUUUGGGUAUGAUCAUGGGUGGUCGCAGUAAUCCCACUCAGGCGAUCACGUCAACCCUAAAGCAAGAAACGCAAGGUGAAUGCUGGUUCUCUUCUGAUGAACGAUGGAGUCCUGGAAGCCGAUUGGCUGGUCUGGAUCUUGUGGACAGGAAAAGUGUCCGUCUGAUUAUGACUCUUCGUGAAGCUGAUGAUGUUUUGGUGCUGCUGUACAGACUUCAGAUGAUGUUCCUCAUUAAUAAAACUAGAAUCUUCA